Molecule: messenger RNA, 1057 nt
Organism: Rosa chinensis
Lineage: Eukaryota; Viridiplantae; Streptophyta; Magnoliopsida; Rosales; Rosaceae
Product: probable ethanolamine kinase
Exons: 9
Biological process (GO): phosphatidylcholine biosynthetic process; phosphatidylethanolamine biosynthetic process
Cellular component (GO): cytoplasm
Molecular function (GO): ethanolamine kinase activity; choline kinase activity
Source: RefSeq, a predicted model, not a curated record
CACAGCUUUCCUUCUUCCUCUGCACUCUCACAUGCGAUCAAGUACCUCUCGGCUGCAGGGUUUGGUGCAAAUUUGCUUGCAGUUUUUGGAAAUGGAAUGGUGCAGUCGUUUAUAAAUGCACGUACACUUGUCCCAUUAGACAUGAGAAAUCCAAAGCUGGCCGCCAAAAUUGCGAGGGAACUACGCAGAUUCCAUCAGGUGGAAAUUCCAGGUUCUAAGGAACCUCAGCUGUGGAUUGACAUGUUCAAGUUCUACGAGAAAGCCUCUUCUCUUGAAUUUGAUGACAGCGAGAAGCAGAAAAUCUACAAAACUAUUUCAUUUAGUGAAGUUUACAAUGAAAUCGUUGAGCUCAAGGAAUUGACUAGCCAUUUUAAUGCUCCGGUGGUUUUUUCUCACAAUGACUUGCUUUCUGGAAAUAUAAUGGCUAAUGACGAAGAAGAGAAACUCUACUUCAUUGAUUUCGAGUAUGGAUCAUACAAUUACAGAGGCUUUGACAUCGGGAAUCACUUUAAUGAAUAUGCAGGCUAUGAAUGUGACUACAGCUUAUACCCAACCAAGGAAGAACAAUACCAUUUCUUCAGGCAUUAUUUGGGACCUGACAAACCACAGGAGGUAUCAGACAAAGAUCUGGAAGCUCUCUAUGUUGAGGCAAAUACAUAUAUGUUAGCUUCGCACUUGUACUGGGCUUUAUGGGGAAUAGUCCACGCGAAGUUUUCUCCAAUUAAGUUUGAUUAUCUCGGUUACUUCUUCCUGCGAUACAAUGAAUACAAAAAGCAGAAGGAAAAGUGCUUAUCGUUGGCAAGAUCAUUCCUGUCACGAUCUGAGGCAGGGUAAACACGUAUCCGCAUGAGCACCUGCCUGAAUGUUAUGAAUCUGUAGGGAGUGCCAUUCUUUUUACUCUGUUGUUACCAUUAGGUCUGUUGUAAAAUAUUCUUUUGUAGCAAUGAAAAUGAGAAAAGACAUGAGCAAAUAACUUGCAUUAGGGGCUGAUCGAAGCAUGAUGCAAAGAACCUGUGUAUUUGAUCUAUGUAAUAUUUCUGUGCUCUCAUUCAUGUCA